Molecule: messenger RNA, 386 nt
Organism: Paramecium sonneborni
Lineage: Eukaryota; Ciliophora; Oligohymenophorea; Peniculida; Parameciidae
Source: the annotation of a GenBank genome assembly
AUGGCAAUUCCAAUUUUAUUUUAGAGUAAUUCUUAUUUGAAGUAUUCAUAUUAACAUAUUAUUUUGAAAGCUGUUAUAAAUAGUAUCGUUAAAUUAUGCAAAUCAAAAUAAAAUUUAGAAUAUCGAUAAUGUCUAAAAGAAUAGAAUAAAUACAGAUAUGAUUUUAGAGAUAAACUAAAUGAUUACUUUAAUAAUUAGCAAUAAGUAUUAAGUUUUGAAGACUUUACUAGUAAUUGUACGAAAGAAUGAAAUAGUAAUGUAUGAACAAAAAUGAUGAAGAAUUAAUUUAAUGUUUUAUGGAUUCAAAAAUUGAUUAAAAAGAAAUUAAUAAUAAAAUGUAAGAAUUCAAAGAAUAGAGAAGAAAAAUCACUAAAAAUUUGAUCUGA